Kluyveromyces marxianus DMKU3-1042 is the source of this 318-nucleotide messenger RNA. It is a transcript of the gene DAD1, whose product is annotated as Dad1p. Bases 1 to 318 code for a protein of 105 amino acids. The record is from RefSeq and is a predicted model, not a curated record. The transcript has a single exon. NCBI's taxonomy places the organism in Eukaryota, Fungi, Ascomycota, Saccharomycetes, Saccharomycetales, Saccharomycetaceae. Gene Ontology annotation, cellular component: mitotic spindle; spindle microtubule; mitotic spindle pole body.
AUGACGGAUGAAGUACAAAUACUUUCAGCUGGAGAUAAAUAUUUCAUGGAACAAAGAGAUCUAAUACUUCAAGAAAUCAAUGAGAGCAUGGAUGCUAUAUUGAAUCAACUUAAUGGCUUAAAUAUAACGCUUGAAAAUAGUAUUGCUGUUGGUAAGGAGUUUGAAAAUGUGUCACAAAUAUGGAAGUUAUUUUACAAUGGUCUCGAAUCAGAACAGGUAAGUACGGAGUCGAAUGUUGAAGCUAAUAUUGGACAAGAACCAACACCGGGACUUUUACCAGAGCAUACGCCUAAGGAUAAUGAUAAUGAAACCAGAUGA